GUGAUAUCGUUGUUUCUUACUGUACAAUUUGGCUGUUACUCAUAUUUCGUCUCGUAUUAAUUUGGUUAUUUUUUUGUAUAAUUUAGAUGAUUAAAGUGUUUAAGUUUUUCUCAUAUAAAAUAUAAAUUAUUCUCAUUAGUUUUUUGAUUUGUUCAAUUUUUUGUAUUAUUAAUUUAAUGCCUAAUUAAAUGUGAUGUUCAUACUUGUGAUCAAAAGAUGAAUAGUCGACCGUCUUAUUAUCAUAACCCUUCAUUGUUCUCUAAUAAUUCACUAGCUAUAUGUAAAGAAAUUCAACGAUUUGAAAGCGUUCAUCCGUCUAUCUAUGCCAUAUAUGAUUUAAUUGAUCUCAUACCAGACCCUAUUGUCGCUCAACAGAUCCGUGAUCAUGUAGUUUGCAUAGAAGAUUCAUUCGUGAAUAGUCAAGAAUGGACCUUGGCCAGGACUGUACCAGACUUACGUUUGGGCAUCGUCGGAUCGCUUUCAUCUGGAAAAUCGGCUUUAGUCCACAGGUAUUUAACCGGAUCGUACAUGCAAGAGGAAAGCCCCGAGGGCGGCCGAUUUAAGAAAGAAAUAUCUGUGGACGGCCAUAGUCACCUACUAUUAAUACGAGACGAAGGGGGUUCACCCGAACUUCAGUUUACCGCGUGGGUGGACGCUGUCAUAUUCGUUUUUAGCUUGGAGAGCGAGACCAGUUUCAAUGCGGUUUAUGGUUAUUACACAAAAAUGGCACAUUACCGCAAUUCAGCUGAAAUACCUUUGAUUUUAGUCGGCACUCAGGACGCUAUAAGCGAAACGAAUCCUCGAGUGAUUGAUGAUACCCGCGCCAGAAAGUUGGCCGCAGACCUCAAGAGGUGCUCGUACUAUGAGACAUGUGCAACCUACGGUUUAAACGUCGAUCGAGUUUUCCAAGACGCUUGUCAAAAAAUUAUUCAACAACGACUGUCAGCGUCAACUAAUUGCCUAUCGGACUCGCGUUGUUCCACUCCCGGAUCAUCCACGACACCCAUAAGCAGCUGUGGUCCAUCGUACAAUCAGUUGGCAUCACCCGGUUCACGGACCUUCUCCCAAGCGUCUUCGCCGUCUCCACCGGUACACGGCGUUUCUCCAGCACAUCACAGCGCGUUCAAGGAAUCCGUUCUCCGUUCGAAUCUGUCGUCCUCUUUAAAUCGUCAGCCACUGGAACUUUCCAUAGCGUUAGACAACAACAAUGUUUCCAAAACAUUCGACGGAUUUUCUUCAUCGAAAGAUUUGCCCACGCCUAGUUCCACUCCUACAACUACACGCAAGACAAGGAGGAGGUCUAAUUUAUUUAAUCCGUCCAAAAAAGAAGAAAAAAAUCGCGUCCUGACCACUAGCGAAUUGGGUAGCGGUCGCGCAAUUCCUUUAAAACAAGGCUACUUGUACAAACGUAGCAGUAAAGGAUUAAAUAAAGAAUGGAAAAAGAAAUAUGUGACUUUGUGCGAUGACGGUCGGUUAACGUAUCAUUCGAGUUUACACGAUUACAUGGAAGACGUUCACGGCAAAGAGAUAUCUUUGCAAUAUGUAACAGUAAAAGUACCUGGCCAAAAACCUAGGGGUUCUAAAACCAUUAGUUCAUCUUUGAGCAAUCAUAGCAAUGGGUUAUCUGAACACUUAUCAAACAUUUCGAUUUCGAAUUUUCAAAUGAAAGAUAAACGCAAUGCUGACAAAGUGUUGCUGACUGCCUUUGAAUUACUAAAAGAGCCUGGUUACAAAAACGGAUCCAGCAAUGAAAAUGAAUCAACCAUUGGAAUUACUAAUACCUCAUUAUCAGUAAAUAAUGGCGAACUUAAAGCUGAAACACCCAAUGUUAAAAAAAGACACAGAAGAAUGAAAAGCAGUAAUAUGAAAAAUCAAGACUGUGAUGAUACAGAUGGCUAUGAGUUCCUUAUUGUUUCAUUGGAUAACAAACAAUGGCAAUUUGAAGCCAACAGUUCUGAAGACCGAGAUGAAUGGGUUGCUGCGAUUGAACAACAAAUUUUAAAUUCUUUACAAAGCAAUGAAAUUAAUAAAGUCAAUGCUAGUGGUAAACUCUGUUCAUCUAAUCGUUCUGAAGAUGUGCAAAGUAUUCGAACUAGAGUGCCUGGUAAUGGUCAGUGUGCAGAUUGUAGUGCCCCUAACCCUGACUGGGCUAGUUUAAAUCUUGGUAUUUUAAUGUGUAUUGAAUGUUCUGGUAUUCAUCGUAAUUUAGGCUCACAUGUUUCUAAAGUUCGUUCUCUUGAUCUUGAUGGAUGGCCACCAUCAAACCUCAAGGUUAUGAUGGCAAUUGGUAAUGAUAUGGCAAACUCUGUAUGGGAAGGAAAUGUUAGACCUAACCGAACCAAACCAAAUCCUAAUUCCAGCAGAGAAGAGAAAGAACAAUGGAUACGUAACAAGUAUGAAAAUAAAGAGUUCCUACCCGCAAUAAACCAAUCACCAAGUCUGUCUCAACAGCUCAUUGAUGCAGUUUGCAGAAGUGACAUAAGGGCUAUUAUAUUUAUACUUGCCCAUGCCACAGCUGAUCAAGUUAAUUGUGUUAUUAGUCAUAGAGAUUUACGCACACCGCUUCAUCUAGCCUGUUCAAUGAUUAAUCUACCUCUAGCACAGCUACUUCUAUGGUAUAAAGCAAAUGCUAAAGCAGUUGAUCAUGAAGGUCGUACAUGCAUUCAACAUGUAAGAACAGCUUGUCGAAAUGGUUCAACUUCAAUUCAAGAUGCUGGUCCAUUAACCGAACUCUUAGUACAAAAUGGAUGUCCAGAAAGUAGCACAAGUACACUUACAAGACCCUUGGAUAUACUUCCGUCCAGUGUUAUCUAAUUACUUUAACAGUGUAUUAACCAUAUAUUAUAGUGAUACAAACUAUAAAAACCACUGUGAUAAUAUAUAAGUACUAAUUAUUAACUGUAACAUUCUAUAAUAUAAAAUAUAUAGUAUCAUGUUCAUAAGUGUCUAGUCUUUUGUUCAAUUAGCUUGUACCAGAGUGAUGAGACAAAUUAACAAAUGGGCAGUGACCAUAUCUCUUUUCUGUGUUCUGUAUUAUUAUUUAUUAUUGAUAAUUACUAAUUUAUUUAACGAAUAUGUGUUAAAACUUUUUAUUGUAGACUUAAUAACCCUGUAUGUGUAUUAAUUUAAUACUGCUAUGUAAAUAUGAGAUAUAGAUGGAUGUAUUAAAUGAGUUUUUUAAUGACACAAAUGUGUAUAUGUAAGCAUAAAACUUUAUAAAUUUUAGAUAUUAAUUGUUUGUGAAUAUGUUAGUACUUAGAAUAUUAUAGUUUAUACAUACUGUUUGAGAUAAUGUCUCAGUCUUUUUAACAGACAUAUUUAUGUAAUAAAGUAUAAAAUGAUUUUAUGUAGACAAGUAA
Daktulosphaira vitifoliae (grape phylloxera) is the source of this 3359-nucleotide messenger RNA. RefSeq names its product centaurin-gamma-1A (gene CenG1A). NCBI's taxonomy places the organism in Eukaryota, Metazoa, Arthropoda, Insecta, Hemiptera, Phylloxeridae. The transcript is spliced from 13 exons. Gene Ontology annotation, cellular component: nucleus. Gene Ontology annotation, molecular function: GTPase activity; GTPase activator activity; protein binding. The record is from RefSeq and is a predicted model, not a curated record. The coding region runs from base 217 to 2814 and encodes 865 amino acids.